AUGUUACGCAACGCCGCUUCCCAGACAAGCAGACUCGCCCGUGGAUACGCCAGCACUGCUACGACCACCGCCCGCGAACCUAGCAGAUUCGGUGGUAUUUACAAUGUUACGCUGAUCCCUGGUGAUGGUGUAGGCAGGGAGUUAACCCAGUCUGUCAAGGAAGUCUUCGAGUCUCUCAACGCACCCGUCCAGUGGUCUGAGUACGAUGUUAGCGGGGAGACCAACGCGAGUGAGCCACAGUUCCUCGAAGCCGUUGAAUCGAUCAAGCGCAACAAAGUCGGUCUCAAAGGUAUUCUCUACACUCCUCUCGAGGCCAACGCGCACAACAGCUGGAACGUAGCUAUGCGCCAAUCCCUUGACAUUUACGCUUCCGUCGUUCACUGCAAAUCCCUCCCAGGUUUCCCUACUCGUCACGCUGACGUCGAUUUCGCAAUCAUUCGCGAGAAUACUGAGGGAGAGUACUCCGGUCUCGAGCACCAGUCGUACCCAGGCGUUGUAGAGUCUCUUAAGGUCAGCACUGUCGCCAAAGCAGAGCGCAUCGCUCGCUUUGCCUUUGACUUUGCUAUCAAGAACGGCAGAAAGAGAGUGACAGCAGUGCACAAAGCCAACAUCAUGAAAUUGGGUGACGGUCUGUUCCUCAACACUUGCAGACGCGUAGCGAAGGAGUACGAGGGUUCUGGUGUCACUUUCAACGACAUGAUCGUAGAUAACACUGCGAUGCAACUCGUCGCUAAACCUCAGCAAUUCGAUGUUAUGGUCAUGCCUAAUCUUUAUGGUAACAUCGUGUCCAAUAUCGGCGCUGCGUUGGUCGGUGGACCAGGUAUCGUGCCGGGUGUUAACAUUGGCGCUGAUUACGCUCUCUUCGAACCUGGUUGUAGACACGUCGGAAUGGAUAUCAUGAACACUAACAAGGCUAACCCUGCCGCUAUGCUCUUCUCAGCUGCUAUGAUGCUCAGACACCUUGGUGUGUCUAACCACGCUGAUAAAAUUGCUGGCUCCGUUUAUCAAGUCGUCCGCGAUGGUAAGGUUAGAACAGCCGAUAUGGGAGGUAACUCCAACACGACGGAUUUCACCCACGCCGUUAUCAAGAACCUUUAA
Molecule: messenger RNA, 1098 nt
Organism: Wallemia ichthyophaga EXF-994
Lineage: Eukaryota; Fungi; Basidiomycota; Wallemiomycetes; Wallemiales; Wallemiaceae
Exons: 2
Coding region: 1-1098 (365 amino acids)
Biological process (GO): tricarboxylic acid cycle; isocitrate metabolic process
Cellular component (GO): mitochondrion
Molecular function (GO): isocitrate dehydrogenase (NAD+) activity; NAD binding; magnesium ion binding
Source: RefSeq, a predicted model, not a curated record